UAUACAGUGUGAGCCGGCAGGGGGUGUUCAUGGCUCCCACCAAAAUGGCGAAAGGUUUCGUCUGUCCACUGAUCUCUAUGGUCCGUGACUUCAUGAAGCUGCAGGUGUCAUGGCGGCUGUGUGAGAGUAAACAGAUUAGAAAGGUCUGAAUAGGCCAUUGCUGGAUUAGAGCUUGUUACAGUACACGAUGGAUGAGGAGAGUCUAGGUGCUGCUCUGCAGACCUACAGAGCUCAGCUGGAGCAAGUGAGCCUUACCCUGCAUGGUGAUGUGGAUCCGUCGCAGAAAGCAGAUCUCAUUCAGCUCCAGGGAGAUUUACAGCAGCUGAUCGAACUGACCGAGUCUAGCCUACUCUCUGUACAGAAGUCCAAUUUACUGUCAGCACUUGAUGGGCCAUCAUCAUCCUCACAUCAGGACGACGAGUAUGAGGCUUUCAGCUUGGCCAUUGGAGAAUUGAGUAAUAAAACUAUACUUCCUGAGACUAAUGAUGUGAAUAGUUCCAACAACUCAGAGGAUAGGGAAGAGGAGGAGGAGGAAGAUGAGACUAGUGGAAUGAAAGUGAAAGCUCCAUACUAUAGCACAUGGGGGACCUUAGAGUAUCACAAUGCUAUGGUUGUGGGGUCAGAGCAAAUGGAAGAUGGAAGCCGUGGAGUCCGAGUUCUGUAUCUCUAUCCUACCCACAAGGCCAUGAAGCCUUGCCCCUACUUCCUGGAUGAUAAGUGUAAUUUCAAUGACAGCUGCAGAUUUUCACAUGGACAAGUAGUGCCUGUCGAUGAGCUGCAGCCCUUUGAUGAGCCAGCCCUUGGUUCUCUUGGGCUUAACAACCCCUGUCUGGCUAAACACAAUGAUGGCAUCUGGUACCCGGCACGAAUUACAGACAUAGACAACGCAUUCUACACAGUGAAAUUUGAUUCUGCACUACUAAAAGAAACUGUUUUAGAGGCUGAUGCCAUCAUUCCACCUCUGCGGGAAAGGGACAGUUCAUCCUCUGACGAGGGAGCUGAGGAUUCUGGGUACGCUCGAGUGCUUGUGGACACUGGAGAAAUUGGUGCCGCACCCUGCAGUACUGAGUUUGCUGGGUGGGAGGCACAUACGCGUGGGAUAGGAUCCAAGCUCUUGGCACGCAUGGGGUACGAGAUUGGAAAAGGUCUUGGACGGAACUUAGAGGGGCGUGUAGAACCCGUCCAGGCUAUGGUUUUGCCAAAGGGUAAAUCUCUAGACCAAUGCUUAGAGUUGCAGCAAAGAAAGCAUAAAGGAGGACAGAACGCUCCCAAAGCCAGAAGGAAACGACUGCCCAAGCGGCCAGGUGUCAGGCCGGGUAACAACGCCUCCCGCAAUGUCUUUGACUUCCUGAAUGAAAAGCUGGAGGGAAAGGCUUCCCGAGAGCACACAGCAGAGACUCGCACUGCCAUAGAGAGGAAAGGCAAGGAAAUCUACAACGCCAGCCAGGGCAGCAAGCGGGCACUGAAUGUCGCUCUAGCGAAAACCACAGAAAAGAUCCAGCAGAAACAGCGGGAAAUAGGACAUUUGACCAAAGCGCUAGCAAGAAACAUAGGAAGAGAGCACAUGGUGAGCACACAGCUAGAAAAACGUCUGUCAGAGGCUCGCACUGCGCUUGUGGAACUACAGCAGGUGGAGAGGGGCUUGCAGAGGGAACAAAAAGCAGCAGAUACACACAAGAAGAUGACGGAAUUCUGAGUCUGGUUACCAUGUAUAUAGAUCUGUUUGGCUGUUUACCUUUGUAUCAAAUUGUACAUUCCCCUUUUCCCUCUGGACUACAAAUUGUGUGUUUGUGAAUGAGAAUAAACCAUUUUUAUACAA
Pseudophryne corroboree (corroboree frog) is the source of this 1819-nucleotide messenger RNA. It is a transcript of the gene ZGPAT, whose product is annotated as zinc finger CCCH-type and G-patch domain containing. Gene Ontology annotation, biological process: negative regulation of transcription by RNA polymerase II. Gene Ontology annotation, cellular component: nucleus. Gene Ontology annotation, molecular function: metal ion binding; DNA-binding transcription repressor activity, RNA polymerase II-specific; RNA polymerase II cis-regulatory region sequence-specific DNA binding. The record is from RefSeq and is a predicted model, not a curated record. Bases 188 to 1696 code for a protein of 502 amino acids. NCBI's taxonomy places the organism in Eukaryota, Metazoa, Chordata, Amphibia, Anura, Myobatrachidae. The transcript is spliced from 7 exons.